AUGAAGCGCAAAAUGGGUGUCCGGGGCACCGCUGGCUCGACGCCAGCCCAAAAGACUUCUCAGCAGCGCCGCGAUUCGACGGUGUUCAAUGCGACGCCCAGUGUGGGCUCCCGGCCGCCUUCAGUGUUAUCAGACGCCGGCAGCGAUCGGGGCAGCAGCACUGGCAAACUGCCUGCGCUCACGCGUCUGAGCAACAAACCACCCGUUACCCGAGGAUCGAUGGGUCCGCCCCCCGCUCGGCCCUCUGUUUCGGGGACACCGACACCUGCCUCAUCUCUCUCGCGAUCCAUGUCUGCAAAACCUGCUCUGAGCUCGACUCCGGUUGCGGCUCAGCACCGAAGGGUGGUAUCGGCGACGCUUGACCAGUCAAUGACGCGAAAGCGACAGAGCAUGACACCAGGCGAGAAGGAGAACGUGAGAGACUGGAGUCAGCCCGAACCUUCGACACGACUACUGUAUACUAUGCCGCGCAGCGAGCGACGCACCGCAAGACUUCCGCCGCCGCCCUUGGUCGUUGGCUAUGCGAUCUGCGUCCAAUACUUCUACGAUGUCAUCACCCCCUUGCCCGAUUAUCGCAAGCGAUUCGAAGGCCCAGGUCGCCUAGGACCGAGCCUGGGACCUGACUACUGGCAUCAUUGUAUGUACUACGUGGAGCAAUGGAAAGGCAUUUCUAGGCCUACGCGCCUUUUUGAGACACCUGAGCCCGGUGUAGACGCAGAAAAAUUCGAACAAACCUCGCAUAUCUUUAUUCCUGUCCGGACGGUGCUGUACAAGGAUCGACACCGCCAGUGCAAAGAGUCUCCCUUCGAUCAGGCCCACCUCGCAGACAUGGUCAGGAGGAUCGACUCGUUGGGAGGCGUGCUCGAUCCGUCGCGAGUGAAAUGGAGACAGUUCAAGCCACGGUCGCGGGCCAACCCCAAGGGGUAUGACUACUCGAUGUAUGCAUCUUGUGGUCUGUUUCCUCCUGUGCGACGUGUUCAGUAUCCACUAUCAUCUAUCGAGGAUUCCGAAGUUGUUUAACCUCGACCUCUUUCGCUGUAUUCUAUCCUCUUGCUGUUGUGCAAAUCACCAAUCAUUCGCCGCACAAUUCUCUGCGUUCGUUCAAGACACGACAUGGGCAGUGUAGCCUGAAAAGUGGAAUUGAAGGCACUCAGCGUGCUCAAGAGCAUCAAGCUCUUUGAAUGAGAUCAUGCGCUAUUAUGGCCUAUCAGUAUAUCAAAGUGAAUAACAGCACUACGGAUCCAUUCAGGGGCGCUAAGCGCUCAGGUCGCUUGCUGACGGCUGACCGGCUGGAGCUUCGCUUGAAUGCCCUGGUGUAUAUCUAUCCCUCAUUGGAGGUGCUUGGGUACGCACCGAGCACUUCCGGCUCUGGGAGACGCUUCAGAUCUAGUCACGACUCACGAGUGCCAUUGUGACCGGACGCGUAAUGCCAUAUCACGCGUUAUUCCCUUCUGCUCGUCUGCUAUUACCCAACGAGGGGUUAGAAGUAAUAGGAG
Molecule: messenger RNA, 1496 nt
Organism: Mycena citricolor
Lineage: Eukaryota; Fungi; Basidiomycota; Agaricomycetes; Agaricales; Mycenaceae
Source: the annotation of a GenBank genome assembly